AUGUCUCAAGAGUCAUCAUUCUACCCUUGUGCAACAGGAAAUGCUCCAACACGAAUGCGCUUGGGCGAGCUUCACUAUAACGUUCUUCGUGUCGUGUUUCUCCCUGGUAGUGCUGGGAGAACUGACAUUUUUCGAUCCGAAUACCGGUUCUCAGAGUUAAAUGUUGGAGGCAGUGCAAAGUCGUUAAUCGAGCCACAAGGUGCCCUCGUACAAAUGACAAAGCUGUGA
Molecule: messenger RNA, 228 nt
Organism: Botrytis porri
Lineage: Eukaryota; Fungi; Ascomycota; Leotiomycetes; Helotiales; Sclerotiniaceae
Exons: 2
Coding region: 1-228 (75 amino acids)
Source: RefSeq, a predicted model, not a curated record